UGACUUGCAUGCAAACCCCCACUACAAGACCCUCUGUUUAUUUUUCCCAGUCUCUUAAUGGAGGAUAACCCUUGAGUAACCCUCGAACAGAUGUACACAUGAUGUAAGGUGUUGCAGAACAGAGCCAACAUGUCGGAAAGGCCCCGGUCGCUGCCGUCGUGGAUGGCGAAGAAAGAGAAGAAAGUGAAAGAGAAGGAGCCGCUGAAGAGCAGGAGAAAACAGAAAACUGCGAGGGCUGCUUUCUACUGUAUGAACGAGAGAGAGCUGGUAGAAGCUGCUGUGUCAUAUCUCACCAACGCUGCCUGCGAGGACGCGCUUCUCCUCACUGACCGACAGGUUGAAGACAAGGCAGCAGAUUCCACUGUUAAGAUGAAGGAGAACCCUUCUUCCUCAAAGACAAUAGCUAAGCUGGUGACAGAGGCUUUAGAGGAGGAGUCCUCAGACUGUGGUGACACCCUGGAGUCGACGUAUGUUUCAGAAACAGACUUGGACAUUACAGAGGUGGAAACGGUGCCGUACGCCAAGAGCCUGCAGCAUCAGGGAUCCGAGGGUCAGAGGUCAGGGCCAGUUCGGGAUCAUGGCGGUGUCGUGAAUAUUGGACUGGAUUCUGAGGAUAAAGAGGAGCACUCACAGACGCGAACAGAAGCAGUGGAAGAGGAUGAUGCCUUACGGCUUGUGCGAGAAAUUUUCUUCACCUGAUGAUGAAAGCUGUGACAAUGUGUGCAGAGCUGUGUAUCAAGUUUGCACUAAAUGGAAACUAUUCUCUUAGGGUGGAAUACCACCUGUGGAGGAGCUGUGCAUAGUCACAAGCACUAUGUAAUAAAAGUAACUUUUAGAGAAGUGAUGCUUUUAUUGAUUUCACUGCUAUGUAAAAUGUGGCACAGCUCAGCAAUAGUUGACCAAAGUUUUUGCAUCGAAAUGAGGUGUAAAUGCCAGUGUAUACCUUCUUCGUAUACAUAUUUUGCAGAAAGUCAGAUCACUUUUGAUGUUGAGAGCUGAUUCUUUGAUUAUAAAUGUGAAACUGGUAGAAGCUGUCACCUGAGAGUGGUUAGUGGUUAGAAAGAACUGGAAAACACUUGAGUUUCUACUACUGAGCGCUGUACUAUAGCUAUAACAAACAAAAAGAUCAUUUCCUUACAGCAACUCAAGGUUUUCUCUUCAUGAUGCCACUGAUUUAAAGCCUUACGCUGCUACUGAACUAGAAGAUCAGAGAGCAUACUCUUACAUUUGAGUGUGAAUUUAUGUUCAUUAGAUAUUGUAGUUCUUUAGUUUCUCCCAUUUUAAUAAAUGAUGAAAUAGC
This is a messenger RNA of Morone saxatilis (striped sea-bass), 1300 nucleotides long. RefSeq lists its product as uncharacterized. The record is from RefSeq and is a predicted model, not a curated record. Bases 130 to 699 code for a protein of 189 amino acids. NCBI's taxonomy places the organism in Eukaryota, Metazoa, Chordata, Actinopteri, Moronidae. The transcript has 3 exons.